AUGCCAUUUUGGUUUUCGCAAAACAUACAGAGACGGUUAUUACUUUAUGUUCUCCAACAGAUAUCCCUUUUUUCCAAUGUGGAUGUGUCUAAUCUCGAUGUCUCUCUGGGGUCCAAAUCUAAAUUUACGUUCCAUGAUCUGGAUCUUGCGGUAGAAAGUAUUACAAUCCCAGGAAUUACAGUAAAUGAGGGUUUUAUUAAGAAUUUAGACCUUAGAUUAACGGUUUCUGGUGGGGUCAGUAUCGAAGGAAGUGGGUUGACUUUUGUAAUAUGCCCACAUUUAAAACAACAAGAAUCAGAAAAUAUUGAUGAAGUGGACCGAUUUUCGCUAUUGAAAAGCAUUCAUGAUCUUACCACUUCCAUGAUCCAGUUCUCCGAAUCCACAGUUAAUAACAGUAAUGAAAAUGUGCCAGUCGAUGAACCCAUAAUCGAUGAAGACGAAUAUAACCAACCAGGUACAAUAGAAAAUAUGAGGAAUAAAGCUUUGAAUAUUGCAUUAUCCAAGAUCUCCGUAACUUUAGAGGGCAUAACUAUCAAAUUCAUUCCAGAAGAUGAUCCAAAUGACGAAAUAAUAUUAAAAAUUGGUUCCCUAUCUUUAGUAACAAGGGAGAAACGUAUACGGCAUCUAAUUUUACAAAAUAUUACUGUUUCCCACUUUCAUCAAGAGUCUUUCAAUUCUGAUUCAGAAUAUGGUAGCGAUGAAGAUCGUUUGUCACAAAGUAUAUACUACUCCAGGAUGGAAGGAACUACGUCGAUGUAUAUGAGCGCUAUGGAUAAUCCAAUGGAUUCAGAGAGGAAGAUGGAAGACCCCGACGAAAAAAACGAUGAAACUCUAGUUUCUGUUGAUUUAUUAGAAAUUUCUUUCGAAGGGUUUUCUACGGUUAACGAUAUCAGUGUGACCGAUUUAACAGUGGAUGUGAAUUAUGCUCAAAUUUCUUUAUUUAAGAUAUUAGAAUUAGACAACUCCAUUUUAUUUGAUCUUUUAAAGCUCUUGAGGAUAAGAAAUGAUAGUGAUGAUUCUAGAAGAGAGACAGCUGCAUAUAAAAGAUUUGAGAAAGAACAAGAACUUUCAGAGAAUUUCACUUUAUCGUUUAUAUGUUUGAACAAAGUUGCUUUGGAGUUAUCUGCUGAGACUAACCUAAUUCUUCGACAAGCAUCUUUCAAUAAGCAAGAAAAUAAAGAACAAACACUGAUAAUAUCAUCUAUUGGCAUUGAAGGAGGUACGGCCAAAAUAACGCAUUCAAAUCGGCCUAUUCUGAAGUGUUCCCUUACAGAAAAGGACAUUAUGGUAGAUAUACUGGAUGAACUUCAUUUGAAUUUAGAUUGUAAGGCAUUGGAAGAAAUUGUACAAUUUUACAACAUGGUGAACCAAUUUAUUGAUAAUACGAAGAUACGAAAAAGGCGAUCUACAAUGAGAAAAGAAUACAGCACCAUCCGAUUUCAGCUUGAAUUAGAGAAUCUUCAUGUAACAUUUUCGCUCAAAGAUUAUGCGUUGAAAUGCAAAAUGAAUAACAUACAAUAUGAUAGUUCUACAGGUACUUUGAAAAUCCCUACCAUAGAAUUAUUUAAGUUACUGGGGUCUCAACAGACAACACUGGUUCAAAUACUGGAUAAUAACCUCACAAAUUACAGUACAAAGAUUCAAAUUAAUUCAUUUGAUGAGAAUUUCAAUGCUUCUACUUUUCUUACGGAUACUCUAUUGCAUACGAAAUCCAUUCUUGUGAAAGCACCACAUGAUUAUUUAGAACAAAUUGUUAAUGAUUUAUCAACUCAAAUCUUACCAAUAUUGAGUCAGCUCGAAAGACCUGAUACUAGGGAGAGAAAUAAUAAUUAUAUGCGCCGAAGUGUAAGAAUACCUAACUCUUCCAGUAUUACCUAUCAACAAACGUUGUGUGCAAUUAUUGUUGUUCAAAUUGAUACAAUUCAGAUACAGAUAUCAGAUAUAUUAAGCAAUGGAGAAUUCGGUACAAUCAAUUGUAACGUUUUAGAAAACCUACUGACAUUGACCAAUGAUGGUAAUCUUGUUUACACAUGCAAAGAUAUCUCUGUUUCUCGAAUAUUUAAUUAUGGUAAAGAAAAAGACGAGAUAAUAGUACCCAUAAAAUCAGAUUCGCUUCGAAGGCCAGUUAUUGUUUGUCAACGAAAGAAUAAUGGUAAAUUUAAGAUAAUUUUUAGGAACCUGUCUGUUCAUUACCAUGCGCGUUGGUUAAGUGUCUUGAAGAAGAAAGAUACAACAGUGGAUACUGUAGAGGGAAUUAUCAACUCCUCUAAAAUUCUUGAUACAGGUGAGACUAUUUUUGAAGUCAAAUUUGUUGAAUCAUCCUUGCAUUUACACCCAUAUAGAAUAAACUCUGUUCUAAUUAUUACUUUGAAUCACAUGUCUACGAGUGGGAGAGUUCCAAAUAUUUUAUGGAAGGGACUUUCCAAAAAUGGGAUGUUAUUAUUAAUUGAUGAUGUUUCCAACAUGAAGAAGGUUGAGAAAAUGUCUGCUGCUUCCUUAGUUGAAUUUUAUUCCUAUCAGGGAUUUUCUGCCAUUGGUAGAUUUGAUACGUUGAUAUUUAAUGUUCAAAGGAUCAAGACUUCCAUUAUGAUUAGUAGUAAACUGGAGCAUUUAAGCUUAUCUCUUUGUGCAGAUUCGUUUCAUACUCUCGUGCAACUUUGUGUUGAUUUGAAACUUUCUGAAACUUUCCCUGAUGAUUUAAAAUAUAGAACCAAUUUGGACAAGAGUGUUCCCAUUUUAGAUAGCGUUGUUGAAGAUUUCUUCGUUCCUGAUCAGAUACUAAGAGAUAGAAAAAAUUCCAACUAUAGUGAAACGUUUGAAGAAAUUAAGUUAGUUGAAAGCUUCUUAGAUAAUGAACAUUCAGAUAUAUCGACAAAAAGCUCUCAAAAUCUUUUGGAUACUGAUUCUUCUACUCAUACACAGGAAUUGAUACAUUUUAAGGACAGUUAUAUUGACACAUCCAAGGCUGAAGAUUAUGACGAAACUUUUGAACAAGAGCAACCUAUCAUGUCCGAUGACGUUGAUAUUCAAUUUUCCCUUGACGUUUCUAAAGUUACUGUAAAAUUAUUUGAUGGAUAUGAUUGGAAAUAUACAAGGAAGAAUAUUUCAAAUAUUAUUGAGCAAUUGGGGAAGAACGUUAAUGAUGAUUUUCCAAUCAAUUUUACAGAUGGAGAAGAAGAAGAACAAGAGACAGAAAUGAAAGCGACUAUUUUUGAUUCCAUAUAUAUUAGUACGAAUAAUAAUGUGAAUGCUCAUUCUCUUCGUAAACGAGUUAAUGAUGAUAUUCAAGGAGAGACUGCUCCUAGCGAACCAUUGAAAAAAGUGAAUCUACACCCUUCCAAACAUUAUAAGGCUUUAAUUGAGUUGAAUGAGCUCAAGGUUAAUUUUACCAGUUUCAAUUUUACUGUCCCCAUUGAAGCAAACUCUGAUGGAUCAUGUGAUCUUUUGAACAAUUGUGAUAUUUCUGUGGGGAAGUUUGAAGUGAUAGAUAAUGUCCCCACUUCCACAUGGAAUAAAUUUAUUACACCGCUACGACAUGAAGGUGUCACCACUACAGUUUAUCCCAUGUUCGCCACAAGUAUUAAAACGAUUAGACCAUUAGACUAUUUGGCGGCGAUUGAACUAAUCAUGGAUGUUUCAAUGAUCCCACUCAGAUUGCAUGUGGAUCAAGAUAUGUUAGAUUUUUUAAUAAGAUUUGGUGAAUUUAAAGAUGAAAGGUUUGAAUUAAUUGAUGAAUAUCCGACAACUAUAUUUAUUGAAAAAUUCACCAUUAACUCAGUGAAGGUGAAAUUAGAUUAUAAGCCGAAAAAAAUUGAUUAUUCUGGGUUAAGAUCGGGACACACUACGGAACUUAUGAAUUUUUUUAUAUUGGAUGGUGCUAAUAUUUUACUUAAAAGUGCAGUGUUAUAUGGAGUGAAUGGAUUUGACGAACUCGGGGAGAAAUUGAAGAAUGUUUGGACUCCUGAUAUUACCUCUAAACAACUUGGAGGAGUCCUUGAAGGUAUUUCGCCCAUAAAGAGUUUUAUGACAUUUGGUUCAGGUGUAAAGACUCUUGCUGCCAUAUUACAAUCUGAAUACAAGCAAGAUGGACACAUUGGUAAGAGUUUACAAAAGGGUGGUGCAGUUUUUUUGAAGACGACAACAGGUGAAUUUAUAAAUCUAAGUGUAAAAUUAGCUUCAGGAACGCAAGCUCUCCUGGAGACCACUGAGGAGCUCCUUGGUGGUAAGGGUACUGGUGGUCGUUUACCUGCGGUAGUUUCUAGAGAUCAACCCUUGGACAUUGAUACAUUUUUGCAAGAAGAUCAAUUGGUUGGUGGAUCGUAUCCUAAGAUUCGAGGACAUGCCCCCGCCGCUGUGGUUAUUGACGCAUCAACGAUGGUAGAUUCUGGUCCAAAGAUCGUGAGUCUUUAUGCUGAUCAACCAUUGGAUAUUCAUCGUGGAUUAGAGGAGGCUUACAGUUCAUUGGAGAAACAUAUGCAUAUUGCGUAUGAUGCAGUUUGGCGUGCUCAGGGUGAAAUUAAAACGUCAAGGACUGGGGCUUCUGCUGUUGCUGUGUCAGUGGCAAAGGCAGCCCCCGUGGCAAUAAUACGUCCAUUAAUUGGAGCAUCUGAAGCUGUGUCAAAGGCAUUACAAGGGUUAGCUAAUCAAUUAGACAAGGAACAAAUUAAUGAACUUCAUGACAAGUAUAAAUCGAGUGAAAAUUACUAG
This is a messenger RNA of Naumovozyma castellii, 4707 nucleotides long. RefSeq names its product Atg2p (gene ATG2). The transcript has a single exon. NCBI's taxonomy places the organism in Eukaryota, Fungi, Ascomycota, Saccharomycetes, Saccharomycetales, Saccharomycetaceae. The coding region runs from base 1 to 4707 and encodes 1568 amino acids. The record is from RefSeq and is a predicted model, not a curated record.